Messenger RNA from Solanum stenotomum, 1179 nucleotides. RefSeq names its product F-box protein At3g07870-like. Lineage: Eukaryota; Viridiplantae; Streptophyta; Magnoliopsida; Solanales; Solanaceae. The record is from RefSeq and is a predicted model, not a curated record. The transcript has a single exon. Gene Ontology annotation, molecular function: protein binding. Bases 1 to 1179 code for a protein of 392 amino acids.
AUGGACCCUCGAAGCUCUAAUCUUUUAAAGGGAGAUUGCAAAGGAAGAACAAUCUUUCAUGUCACCGUGAUCAUGGACCUUUCAUGUGAGAUUAUGUUGGACAUUCUUUCGAGAUUACCAAUCAAGUCCAUUUUUUGUUGUAAGACGGUUUGUAAACUGUGGUAUAAUCUUUUAACUUCGGACUCAUUAUUUUCUAACAUGUAUCACAAAAGAUCAUCAUCUAAUUUUCCUUGCCUUUUGCUUUCAAUUGGUUACCCUGUCCAGUUUCUUGUGGAACUCAAACCAGAUGAUCCUUACCCCCUAAAGAGCACCACUGCGUUGAGCCCUAUGUUUCAUCUCCCUUUACCCGACAUGAGAUUAAUUGGUUCAUGUAAUGGGUUCGUUUGUUUGUUGAAAGGUUGCAUAUAUGACUUAGACCAUUCGGUUUACAUUUGCAAUCCUCUUUUGGGUGAGUAUUUCAAGGUUAAAUUGCCUAAAUGGAAGAAAAGAAUUUGUGUUGCUUAUGCAUUCUGCUUUAGUGAAGUCUCUAGGCAGUAUAAAGUAUUGAGAUCAGUAGUUAGUAAUUUUGAUAGACAUCCACAAGUAUCAGAAUUGGAGGUUUAUACUCUUGGAGUUGAUAAAAAAUGGAGAUAUGUGAGUGAGGCUCCACAACCUCUAUCCAUAACAUUUAGUAAGGCUAACGUCAAUGGUGUUGUUCAUUGGAUGAAUUCGGGAAAAAAUGACAGCAUUUACUCCUUUAACAGUUGGACAGAAGAGGUGAAGUCCCUGUUAGCUCCGCGCGGUCUGAAAACUCCAUCCUACAAAUUGGUGCUAGUAGAGUUGGGGAAUAGUCUAUGUUUGUGUAAUCCUAAUGAUAGUGAGUAUGUUGAUAUAUGGUGGAUGAAAGAGUAUGGAAUAGCUGAAUCUUGGACUAAAACUCACAUUUUGAAGGAUACUAUUCAACCAAAUACCCGUUGGGAUAGAUUUAUACCAAUCUCAACUUGGAAAGAUGGAGAAAUAUUGAUGCAAAGGUAUAGUGGCACACAAGUAGUUUCUUACAACCCAAAAGAAAAGAAGUUUACGAAGGUUAAAGUGUACCCUGGACAUGUAGCGGCUAGCUACAUCCCAAGUUUUUACUCACUCAAGACUGUCAUUGGAGAAAGUUCUCAAGUCUCAUAUGUUUAUCGAAGAUUGACAUAG